Telopea speciosissima is the source of this 1462-nucleotide messenger RNA. RefSeq names its product UDP-glycosyltransferase 91C1-like. NCBI's taxonomy places the organism in Eukaryota, Viridiplantae, Streptophyta, Magnoliopsida, Proteales, Proteaceae. The coding region runs from base 35 to 1432 and encodes 465 amino acids. The record is from RefSeq and is a predicted model, not a curated record. Gene Ontology annotation, molecular function: UDP-glycosyltransferase activity. The transcript has a single exon.
AACCAAGCAGUGGAAACAUUUCUCAAACAUCAAAAUGGCUAAAGAUUUGCAUGUAGUUCUGGUUCCAUAUGCAGCCUUUGGCCAUUUGCUUCCAUUCUUCCAUCUCUCCGUGGCUUUGGCCAAAGCUGGGAUCCGUGUUUCCUUCAUUUCUACCCCUAUAAACAUCCAAAGACUCCCAAAACUACCAUCAGAAUUAUCUGCUUUCAUAAACUUAGUGGCAUUUCCGCUCCCGGUAGUCGACGGCAGUUCCUUACCGGAAGGUGCCGAGGCCACCUUGGAUGUUUCUUCAGAGAAGGAGAAGGACUUAAUGGCUGCCUAUGAUCUUUUGUGUCAUCCCUUUAAGCAAUUCAUCGCCAAUGAAUCACCCAAUUGGAUAGGUGUUGAUAUCUUCCCGCAUUGGGCAAUUGACAUUGCCGACGAUUUCCAUGUUCCAGUUUUCUUAUUUUCCGCCUUCUCGGCUGCCACCAUGGCCUUUGCCGGGCCACCGGAGUUUUUAACGGAACAUGGCCUAAAAAAGGUCCGUCCAUCACCGGAAUCACUGACAUCACCGCCUGAGUGGAUCACUUUUCCAUCAUCGGUUGCCGUCCGGCGUGGCCCCGAAGCCAUUGGCUGCUAUUUCUUUUACAAUAUGGUGUUGGGUAAGCGAUUACCUAAAAUUCUAAAGAACUGCAAGGCCGUGGCCCUUCGUAGCUUCAAGGAAAUUGAAGGUGACUACUUGGAAGUACUUACGAAGAUCUUCCAGAAGCCAGUAUUUCCUUUGGGGUUAUUUCUACCGGAUCAGCUAGCUGCUGAGCAAAGAGAUUAUGGUGAGGAGUGGGUUAAAACAUUUAAUUGGCUUGAUCAACAAAAACCCAAGUCUGUUGUGUUUGUAACUUUUGGAAGUACAUGUAAAUUAAGCAAAGAUCAAGUUGAUGAGAUAGCUUAUGGACUAGAGCUUUCCAAUCUACCAUUUCUAUGGUCACUUAUCAAACCUGAAAAGGCAUCUGAACUUACCGAAGAUUUCGACAUUUUACCUCCAAGCUUCAAAAAGAAUACGGCCGGCCGAGGUUUGGUGUGCAUGGGAUGGUCUCCUCAACUGGAAAUUCUAGCAAACCCAGCCAUUGGAGGAACUUUGUUUCAUGCUGGGUGGGGUUCUGUGAUAGAGAAUCUCAGGUAUGGUCAUCGACUCAUUGUCUUGCCACUGGUUUUCGAUCAAAUAUAUAAUGCAAGAUUGUUGGUGGACAAGGGUAUGGCUGUCCAAGUUGAGCAAAAUGAAGAUGGGUCAUUUAGUAGGGAUGGCAUUGCCGAGUGUCUGAGGCAAGCCAUGGUGUCAGAAGAAGGGAACAGGAUAGGCCUCAAAGUAGCAGAAGCUGUUGCUGCUGUUGUUGAUCAAGAGCACUACGUAGGUGAGUUUGUCCAGUAUCUGAAGAAUGAUGUUGCAACACAAAAUUGAUCUUUGUAUCCUUUCCAUUGCCUUUUGGUU